This is a messenger RNA of Spirodela intermedia, 6693 nucleotides long. Lineage: Eukaryota; Viridiplantae; Streptophyta; Magnoliopsida; Alismatales; Araceae. The record is from the annotation of a GenBank genome assembly.
AUGGCGGAGGUCUCCAGAAGCUUCCGCUCAUCCCUCCUCCCUCAGUUCCCGAGGAACCUGAGGGGGAGUCUUUCUCGCCGGAGCGCCUUCUCGCCGGUGCUGCCUCGACGGAGCUCGGCGCGGUGCUCGCUCUCCACAGCUUCUAGCAGCAGAGCGGGAAUAUCCGAGGGCGGGGCCAUCUCCUGGGGCUGCGAGAUCGAGUCUCUGGAGAAUGCGGAGGAGCUUCAGAGGUGGUUAACGGAGUCGGGACUUCCCCCGCAAAAGAUGGGGAUCGAUCGGGUGGAGGUUGGGGAGAGGGGCCUCGUCGCCCUGAAGAACAUCAGGAAGGGAGAGAAGCUUCUGUUUGUUCCCCCCUCUCUAGUUAUAACGUCCGACUCGGUGAGAAUUUCUUUGCGAUAGUGUCAUAUAGUUUGAUCAAUACUAAUUCAUAAAUUUCCCGUCAGGUUGCGCAUAAACCGGGAGACCGCAGACUAUAGAUAAUGAUACAUAGCACGAAGAGAUGACAUGUUUUAUUUUUAACGUCGAAUACGUGCUAUUCGUGAUGUGGUAUUUGGAAUUUCGCUUGUUCCAACUUGUUCUCGUAUCCAGCUGCACUUACAUUUGUAUGCUUGUGAUGUUGUUUGACUCUAAUCGACUUAAAUCACGAGGUUUGAUAAUGAUUUUAAAUCAUGAAAGGAUCAGUUGAGUCUUAGUUUCAGUCCACUCAUCUACUAAGCGCUGGGAUUACCUGAUUCUUAUCAACAGACUUAAUGGAAAAGGUGAUAGUAUUUGGCAAAGUUAGUCAGUACUAUUCGCAGUCGAAAACAAACAAAUCAUAUUAGAAAUCCGUAUUGUACAUAGGUAAAAACUGGAGUUUUUUUCUUUAAGUAAGAGCAAGAUUAAGACAUGGAUGUGGCAGAGGGUCUGACAAGAGUACUGAGUCAUCGGAAGAAAAUUUAAAACGCUGUCUUGAUUCUUAGACAUGGUGAGACAACCAAUAUUGUGCAGCGAUUCCAUUUCUUGGCACAUAUUCUCGUUUAGUAAUCGUGUCUUCACAUUACCUAACUUGGUUAUGUUUUUCCUUUUUCCGUGUGAGGUUCGAGAAAAAGGCUAUGUUGGCCUAUUUUCUGUUUUAGUUAUGUGUUUGUGAUCUAGAAUGGAAGUCCUAAGUUAUGGAACGUAAAAUGCGCAUUCAUAAUGUAAAAAAAGAGCAUACAAUUCAAAGAGCCAUUUGUUUGACAUAUUCCUUAAAGGACCUCGUUGGACCCCUUUUUCCAUGCUCAUACAUCAUCAUUUAUGAAGUUUUGGGUGGCAGGAGUGGAGCAGUAAAGAAGCAGGCGAUGUGCUGAGGAAAUACCCUGUGCCAGAUUGGCCAUAUCUUGCAACAUACCUUAUUAGUGAAGCAAGUGUAAUGGGUUCUUCGAGAUGGAGCAGAUACAUUUCGGCCUUGCCUCGCCAGCCAUAUUCUCUUCUGUAUUGGUACGAUUCUGUCGUUUUAUUCUAAAUCAAUUCGUCGAGUUGUAUAGAGUCCACAUUGGCCACGGUGAACACUAGACGUUUUGUGGUUACCACUACUUGGGAGUCUACUCUCAGAUUCUUUUCUCUACAGCAUCUACAUGUAAUUACAGGACACGUUCAGAACUGGACACCUUUUUGGUAGCUUCACCAAUAAGGGAACGGGCUAUUGAACGGAUUAAUGAUGUCAUUGGAACGUACGUGUCUUUAUCCAUUGCUUAUCCUAAAUUCCAUUCUCUUUAAUUCACAGUUUUGUUUAUAUAGUUUUUUUUGGUGGGGUUCCUGCUGGCUCUACCUAGUUAUGAUGCCUAAUUCCCACUUUCACAACUGAAAAUUCUUUUGCAGAUAUAAUGAUUUAAGGGAUCGGAUAUUUUCCAAGUAUCCGAAUUUAUUUCCUGAAGAGGUACCUUUUUUAUUCCAUGAAUAAUUUUUCGUGCGUUAGUUUUUUUGUUCCAAUUUUAAUAGCAGUUUAGAUCAUGAAGCUCAAAACUUGGCUUCAGAUAUUCACGAUCUGCUCAGUCACGGCCAUUAUAUACUUUGCAUAUCAUGUAGAGCUUUUCAUUAACUCGCUUUCCAUGACUCAAUUAGUUAGAUUAAUCAUCUUCCCGCAGUGAAGUUUGUUUUUAUGCCUUUUUUUCAGGUAUUUAACAUCGAGACAUUUCUGUGGUCCUUUGGAAUUCUCUUCUCACGUUUAGUAAGUAACCUAUCAACUCUUUGACAUUGUCUGUUUUGAAUAUAUCUGAUCUGUUGUUCUUAUAUGUUUCUGUUUUGGCUGGCAAAGUUUGUUCAGGAUUUACUGGAUAGAUUUUCGCUUGGUUUCUUCUUCAGUAUUCCUAUCCUAUGUGCACAUCUAGUACUUAUGGGGUUCUGAUAUUUUUUUGAUGAAACUAUUUUUUUCUGAUAAUUUAAAUUUUGUAAAGAGAGAUGUCUGAAAUAUUGAAAUGAGGUAGAGCUGAGUAAGUCUAAGUCACAACAGGGUCAAUGAGAUUUGACUUUAUUUUUUUCACUUUCCAAGUUCUGAUGCAAUCCUGUGUCAGCCAACCUUUGGUUCGUUGUAAUUGUCACUUAAAGUGUAACUGCAACUAGUAGGCGUUCUUAUAUCUAAAAAUAACUUUUAUUGCCUGUAUUGAUAAGAAAACAAAAUUCGUAAGGAUGAUGAUCAUGUAACUGUAGCCAGUUUUCUUGCUUUUAAGCUUAGUUGGGGCUGUCAAGUGGUAUAAGCAGCCUUUGCAGAUGUGAACCUGGGUCUGAUAUUCCUUACAGGUCCGGUUGCCUUCAAUGGACGGAAAACUUGCUUUGGUCCCUUGGGCAGACAUGCUUAAUCACAGCUCUGAGGUAUGCUUGUUUAUCAUAUUUCGUGGUGAGAAUGCUAAUUCGAAAAAUGGUUGAUUACAAAGAACUUGUUACCUGUACGGAGUGAGGUUUAUAUCUCCCUAAGAAACAGUUUUAACUGGCAAUGAAUAUACUGAACCAUCUAUAACUGUUAAACUACUCUGCCUUAGUGUGUCAUAUGAUGGUUUAGUGACUCACGUGACUGUCUUAGUGUCUUUUUUCCUUCUUAGUGUGUGUAAGGCUCAUAUGUCCAGAUCCUUCCACGAGGGGUCUGAUAUAAAUACCAGACCUCUGUUGUGAAUUGAAGUAACAGAAUCUUUCCCUCAUUUUGAAUAAAAGUUCCUUUCCCUCUCUCUACACGAGAAGGUUUUUCCCUCGAGGAUCCAGAGGAAUUGAAGGAGAUUAGACAGUUAACAAAAGAGAGGAGGAUGCCCAAGUGUUUUUAAGGAUAUUUUCUGUCACGAGAACAUCCCACUUCAUGAGAUCCACGGUCUCAAGUAUUGAACACCCUCAUGCUGAACUAUCCAACCCACUCGAGGUGUAUCGUGGUGAAACCUUUGCUGCAUUUACCUCUCCUUCUUCAAUACUCCUCAGCAAAUCAUAUCCUUGGAAGAAGUGACUCACUAAUCUCGGAUAGUUUCCUUGAGAAACACCAUUUCAUGCAUCUUUUGCUUAACAGGAACGAUUUCCACACGUUCCAAGGCCAUGAUCACAUGAAUAGUAGGUUACAUUGACCUGAGUAUCGUUUUCAGAGGACCCUAUACAGGUCGGCAAAAUAAGCUUGCCCAUGCUCCAUUGUGGACAUUGGUCUUGGCCGAUAUACUUGUAUAGGGUGUCUCUCAUCCCACCCCUCCACCAAAUUGGAAUUGUUUUUAGCCAAGAUGUGUAGGUUUCACAAACCAUGGAUACAUGUGGGGCAUGAUAUUGAUCUUUCCACCGGUCAUCUUACCAUUGCGUAGCUUGUUGGUGAUCGCUGAUAGCUGCUCAUCUGCUCUUUUGCAUUAAGUAGGAGAAGAUUCUACUUUUUUUACCUGUGGAUUUCACCUGCCAAGAGAAUGUCAUUGCCACCCUGCAGUGGUCCUGCCCGCCAACAUUUUAGUUCCCACCCCCCUCAUUGCCACCCUUAAGCAUGUAGAAAGGGAAAGAUCCGUGGAGGCAAGCAACUGUACCUUAGAUGAAUUGAAAAUAGCCUUAUCAUAUGCCCAGCGCUAACGAAAAUGGUGUUAAGGUGUAUGAAUCUUUUGUAUUGCAUAUUACAUGGGCAAGACUCUACCAAUGAGAGUGAUUCACAUUUCUCCCCAAGUCGUUACCAUGGCUCUCACGGUCUAUAUACGUCCUUGAUCCACACGGAUUUUAGUUACACCCUUGAAUCAAAUCUAAUUUUGACGCCAGAUGAUAGGGUUCUUCAUUCAUCACCAAAGAGGAGUGGUUUGAACUCCCCGCUUCUCUAAUUACAGAUUUCGUGGAACCAUCUCCUCCUUGUAUCUUGAAAAAAUAUUAUCUGUGAAGACAUUUUGUAUUCUUCCCAUCUCCAAAACAUCAGAUAACUGUAGCUCUCCUUUCAAAGAUUUAUAUUAUUUUACAUUCUUUGUUAAGUGAGCUUUUUAUAAAUUAUUCCUUUACCUGGAUUUCCAGGUAGAGGCAUUUCUGGAUUAUGACAAAUCAUCUCAGGGCAUUGUUUUUACUACGGACAGGGCGUAUCAACCAGGUGAGCAGGUAAUGUCAAGUCUGUCUUUUUAAUACAACUUUUUAUAUGGUUACAUGUAGACGUAUAGUAUCUAUGCUCACUGGGUUUUUCAUUGCACCUUGUACAGGUUUUUAUAUCUUAUGGUAAAAGAUCUAAUGGGGAACUCCUGCUGUCCUACGGCUUUGUUCCAAAGGAGGGUAGCAAUCCGAAUGAUUCAGUUGAUUUACUGGUGUCGCUCAACAAGUCUGACAAGUGCUAUAAAGAAAAACUUGAAGCCUUAAAGAAGCAUGGCUUGUCAACGUAAGUCACGACUUUGUCUUAGGCGAUUUUAAUGGUAUAGCUUAAAAAAUAAUCUCUCCAGCUGACUCGCUUGAGUAGCCCUCAUUCCCUUCUAUUAUAUAUGUGAAAACUAGGGAAUCCUUGUGCUUUUUUUGAUCAGAAAUGGCCGUUGGAGACACUGUAUCCUUACAAUGCCCUCCUCCUUCUUUCAGCUAGGAGACUAUUUUUCUCAAAACUCUCUCUCUUGCCAUGCUCCCAUUUUGAUUUUUUUUUUUUUCUAUUUCUUGUUAAGACUCUAAAUUUUAUAUUGCAGCUAGUAGUAAGUAAAUAUUCCUGAAAUGUGGCUUUAUAUGCUUCUUAUCCCCCUCUUUCCCCUUGCUUUAGCUACUGAUGGAUCAUUGAUGAAUAGGCCCCAACGAUUUCCACUACAAGUCACUGGCUGGCCGUCGGAGCUCAUGGCAUACGCCUACCUGGCCGUCAGCCCUCCAAGCAUGGGUCGCCAAUUCGAAGAGGUUUCUCAUCUCACCAUCCACUGCAUCUUUUUUUUUAUUUUUUAUCUAUUGAAUGAUCUAUCGAUACAUUUCUUGAUAUUAUGGAGUUGGUAGCCUCCGUAGAUCUAAGAGAUCGUCAUUUUCAUAGUUUCCUCCUUAAACAUGUGGUGUAAUCAUUUCGUCCAUAAACAGUAAUCAUUCUGAUAUAAGCUAUGGCGGUUCCUCAAGAAUGAGGCUGUCUGUUUUAGAUUCAAUGCCAAAUCAGACAAACAUCUGCUGGUUCUCUGAUCCUAAAAUGCGUGCCUCUGGUGGCUGUUUUUUCCCCUCAAGCUAGUGCUCCACAGUUCCAUGUUCCUCCCUGGUUGGUAAGAAUCACUAGAGGCAGGUCCAAGAAUAAUAAAAAUAAAAAUAAAAAUCAUAUUAUCCGGCCUUUUUUCUGAUAAUCAUCUUUGUCACCGUCUCCACAGAUUAACACUCUGCGUUAGAAAAUGUAUAAUGUUCAUAGUGAAAUCCUCCAUCUAGAGAGAGAGCACUGGCAUCUUUCUCCUUUCCAUCUCAUCGGAUUCACAUGUUGCACUCCAGAUGGCUGCCGCUGCUGCAUCUGGCGAGAGCAGCUUCAAGAAGGGAAUCAGUUACCAGGAGCUGGAGGAAUCCGUGCUCCAGUUCAUCUUAGAUAGCUGCGAAUCGAGCAUCUCCAAGUACAACAAGUUCUUACAGGUAUGAUAGGUUUUCUUUUAUUCGCAUCAAUUUAAUUUUUUUUCUACUAUUCCUGAUUAAGAAAUGUUGCUUAAUAAGGCUUUUAAUCAGACAAGAAACUGUUAAUAGAUAUAAUUUAGUUGUUUUACUAAAUCUCCUUCCCUGUAUGUAAUAUCGGAUGGAGAAAAUCUCCUCCUCAGUUGGUUACUAAAUCAUGAUUCCCAUAUAAUAACGCUAAACCCUACAGCGACCCAUCGUUGAUUCUUUCUAUCCACAAUUCCUCUUUCAUCUUUAUUCUGGCUUUUUUUUUUUUCCUCUUUUCAUGGCAAAGCGUUCUCAUAGCAUCAAUCUUUCCCAAAACUGCAGGGAGGCGGUUCCGUUGACUCUCCCCCUGCUUCCCCCGGGCAAGUCAACCGGAAACUGUUGCUGAAGCAGCUAGCCUCGGACCUGUGCACCAGCGAGCAGAGGAUCCUGUUUCGCACCCAAUACGUAGGUUCCCCAAACUUUUUCCCACAUAUUAAUCAUAUAUUAAAUUAUUUUACUUUAUUCUGAAUCAUGAUGAACUUGUUAGGGCUCAAAAAUUAGAAUAAUUUCGCUUUUAUAGUAAAUUCUGUGGACAUUCUGCAGAUCCUCAGGAGGCGUUUGAGGGACAUGAGAACGGGCGGGUUGAGGGCGCUGGGAUUGUUCAACGGAAUCAGGAAUAUCUUCAAAUAG